This is a messenger RNA of Ilex paraguariensis (yerba mate), 1698 nucleotides long. The record is from the annotation of a GenBank genome assembly. NCBI's taxonomy places the organism in Eukaryota, Viridiplantae, Streptophyta, Magnoliopsida, Aquifoliales, Aquifoliaceae.
CAGAGACAAACAAAGAGUUAAAACCGAGGAAGGAAAAGAAAUUUGCUUCUUUUCGAUUCGAUUCGACUCGACUCGAAACUGAGUCCUGGGAUAGAGAUGCAAUCGAGCUCAACGAAUUGUUCCCCUAGCUAUCGGUGAUGACGUGACACGGUCAUAUAUACAGGAAUGGCGCUUACAGCGAGAAUUCUACUGCCCAUUAGGUCAUCUUUCUCAUCAAUAGCCUCUCCUUAUUCGCUCCUCUAUCAUUCAAGACUUCCAUUUUAUGGCAGAUUGGAACCUCUAAAGACUUGGAUAAAGUUCCUCGAACCUGUACUGCGGACUCGUGCUCCAACUUCCCAUUGGAUUCGGAGAUUAUAUUUACCAACAUUUCAGUAUAGGAGGCCCAAUCUCUACAAUUCAGGACUCGAAUUUGGUAUGAGGACUAUAUUUGGCGUGUCAUUUCUAGUCGGAUCCAUUAGCCUUUGGCCACGAGUUGCAUAUGCUAUGGAUGGCUUUGAUAUUUGGGGGGACAAUCAUCGGGAUGACUUGUUGGCUGCUUCAGGCUCUGAAGAAGAUCCACACACUAUUCUGACUUUUGCAAGGAAAUUGUUUGUGCCUGUUUUUCUCUUUGCAACUGUCUUUAUGAACUGGGGUCAUCCCAUUAUCCUUGCAGCUAAAGUUAUUCUUAUUCUUCUUGGCACUAAGCCCAGCCCUUUCUCAGUUUAUUUAUUCAUUGAACAGUUGCGGCAUGAGGUAUUGCGCCAACACCCCUUCUUGUACAAAUUUAAGGUGAGUGUCAUGCCCUUGUUUUUUCUGUAGCAUCCCUAAGGAACUAUCGCAUAGACUAGCACAGUUUACUUUACUCUAAGACGUCUGCCUCUUAGGGCCACUUGCACUUCCGUCAGGGAGCCAGCAAUCAGAUACAUAUUUAUUCUUUAUUAGACGACUUCUACAUCAGUUGCACUUUAUCUGGUCAUAGAAGGAACGUGUUACGAGAGAGUUUCCUUCAGAGUGUUUGGCUGGCUAUUGAGGCAACUUCUUUUCGAUACGAGAAAUAGUUGAAUCUAUCCAAUGCAUGCAAUUAUGCUUGCAAUGGCACAACUAACAAAGUCAGAUAGGUCUCCUUUAUGCUCAUCCGGAACUUCUUCAUAGCACUGCUUGCGCUAGAAGAUCAUCCUGUCAUUAUAUGCGACAAAAAUUGAAGUCGAAGACCACAUGUUUUUCUGUGUGGCUAGAGUUGAACUAAACGAUGAGAAGUUCACCCUAAUUGGAAUUCUGAAUGGUUGGUGGGUUUUGCCCCUGUCAGCAUGUCAUGAAGUGUUUUCUCGACUUAAGAACAAAGCUCUACGGAAUCAUAUCAUCACUUGAGGUAGAAGGAGAAAAUGAUCAUCUAAUCUGAUCUUUUGAGAAUGUUUCUUUCAGGUGGUGGCCGAUCUACUGAAGCCUGUGCUGACCGUUAUGCAGAACGAUUAUGGUGUUGGUACGGUCUCAAACCGACCAUUGAAAAAUAAGCGCUACAACAUUUGUCAUUGUACAAGACAUAUCUCGGAGGAUGUUCUUGGUGAAAUUAUGUUGUUUGUUAUCCAACGAAAAUGUUUUUGAUGAAAUCCUACCCCCUUAUGUAUUCUGCAGCCUAAAGUCGUUUCCAAUUUUCACCCUCUGUUUAAUUGUUGUUAUGUUGAGUGAUAAAAUGUCACGUGAGACGGCUACCGUUUGGAC